UCAAGUUUGGAUGAAAUUCAUGUUUUACUGGACGACGUUAUGAAAGUUCCUCAUCCAUCUGCAUAUGCAAGGAGAAAUCAUGAAGCAUCCGUCAGUGCCAUCUACGAGAAUGCCAAAGCCGGGAUGUCGAACAGACGGAAACGGAAGAGGGCAGACUUAGAGUCUGCAACCGACACCCCGGAACUGACCGCGUUGAAGGCCAAUCUAGACAACAUACAGCUCCAAAGUUGGCUCUUGACGCAGGAUUCAGCCUUAUUUAUUAGGGGACCUAUGCAUCACGACCAGAACGCAUUGUCACAAUUGAAAAAAUCCGAGGAUGGCGUCUCUGCAUCCCCUUGCUCGGCUCUACUCACCGUGACUGUGCACAGUCGAAUAGCUUGGUCGCAUAGCUACAUCACGCGUUUCUCACAACAUGCCAUUCUAUCAUCCCAGACCCUCGGCGAUCUUUUCGAGGUCAUACCGUGCUCGUUCAAUGAGUUGCCUCAGGAGCUAUACGAAAACGGAAGAUUCGUAGGAUAUGUUACAGAUCAAGAUAUGCCCCCGUCGCCGUCGAGCGGCUGUGUUAUAUGUAUCGAAGGAACAGCCUAUGGCGACGGUUCGAAUGAAGUGGACUACGCUGAGUAUGUCGACAAUCACCUCUCCAAGAGAUUCCUUAAGAAUGGCCCGAAGAUGCACGAUACGCCAUUGUCCUCACUCUCGUUGCGACUUCACGAGCCUUACUGGUUCGUACAUGAGGGUGAUUGCGAGCAUUUUCUCGAGUUUAAUCAGAUUCGUCUUCUACACCCUGGCGAUCCUCCUAUGGGCUAUCCGCUUACACUACAAAUUACGCCGCCUCUUCUCAAUCUUUGCCGCGCAUGCACAAAAGUACCUGCUGUUUAUUCGAUUGUUGGAGAUAUGCGGCUUGGGGAGAGUCCGUGUGUGCUGUGCGCACCUUGUUGGAGGAACAUGGGCCCACCGAAUGGUCCGAACAGCGAGCGCGUCAUAAUCAUUCCCCUCCUGAAACAUAAAAUGGGCUGGUGA
Heterobasidion irregulare TC 32-1 is the source of this 1020-nucleotide messenger RNA. RefSeq lists its product as uncharacterized. The transcript has 5 exons. Gene Ontology annotation, cellular component: snRNA-activating protein complex. The annotation marks the transcript as partial. Lineage: Eukaryota; Fungi; Basidiomycota; Agaricomycetes; Russulales; Bondarzewiaceae. Gene Ontology annotation, molecular function: bent DNA binding; core promoter sequence-specific DNA binding; RNA polymerase III type 3 promoter sequence-specific DNA binding. The record is from RefSeq and is a predicted model, not a curated record. Gene Ontology annotation, biological process: snRNA transcription by RNA polymerase III; snRNA transcription by RNA polymerase II.